Molecule: messenger RNA, 5788 nt
Organism: Clupea harengus (Atlantic herring)
Lineage: Eukaryota; Metazoa; Chordata; Actinopteri; Clupeiformes; Clupeidae
Gene: abhd2a
Product: abhydrolase domain containing 2, acylglycerol lipase a
Biological process (GO): medium-chain fatty acid biosynthetic process; steroid hormone receptor signaling pathway; medium-chain fatty acid catabolic process
Cellular component (GO): sperm plasma membrane; sperm flagellum
Molecular function (GO): acetylesterase activity; monoacylglycerol lipase activity
Source: RefSeq, a predicted model, not a curated record
UCCUCUGUAGGAAGUAAAGUCUGUGUCCACUGUCAGGUGCUAGUCUAUGCGUGUACGUUGCUGGGGAGGAAAAUGCUCUAAAGCAUUGAUAACAAACCAUUUGACUCGGAGUUACAACCUCUGCUCCCUAUGGAAGGAUAUAUGGUCAUAUGCAGAAAGGAAAAGGGAUCAUCUGGCUGUUCCGUCGGAUUGUUAGGGCUGACCAGAUCACUGUGACUUGAAGUGUUAGGACGAAGAGAAUCUGUUUGAAGUCACAGGGUCAGAGGUCACAUUCUCCGCCACAAAAAAAGCAAGAGAGCAACCAUGUCCAACCAGGAGACAGAUGCGUACACCAUCUCGCCGGAGAUGCCGGCCGUGUUCGAUGGGGUGAAGCUGGCAGCAGUUGCCACGGUGCUCUACAUCAUUGUGCGAUGCCUGAACCUGAAGAGCCCCACUGCAUCCCCAGAGCUCACCUACCAGGACACGGCCCUCAACCGCUUCCUACUCAAGUCCUGCCCGUGCCUGACCAAAGAGUACAUUCCUCCGCUGCUGUGGGGUAAGAGUGGCCACCUGCAGACAGCACUCUAUGGGAAGUUGGGCAGAGUGAGCUCACCACACCCUAACGGUCUCAGGAAGUUCCUGCCCAUGAUAGACGGUGCCACUGCCACCUUCGACCUCUUCGAGCCCAUGGCCGACCACCCAACAGGAGAUGACAUAACCAUGGUGAUCUGUCCAGGGAUCGGUAACCAUAGCGAGAAGCACUACAUCCGGACCUUUGUGGAUCACUCGCAGAAGCAGGGCUACAGGUGUGCCGUGCUCAACCACCUGGGAGCGCUGCCCAACAUCGAGCUCACGUCUCCGCGCAUGUUCACCUACGGGUGCACGUGGGAGUUCGGGGCGAUGGUGGGCUACAUCAAGAGGGCGUACCCCCAGACGCAGCUCAUCGUGGUGGGCUUCAGCCUCGGGGGCAACAUCGUCUGCAAGUUCCUGGGCGAGAACCGCGCCAACCAGGAGCGCGUGCUGUGCUGCGUGAGCGUGUGCCAGGGCUACAGUGCACUCAGGGCGCAGGAGACCUUCCUGCAGUGGGACCAGUGCAGGAGGUUCUACAACUUCCUGAUGGCUGACAACAUGAAGAAGAUCAUCCUCUCACACAGGGGAAGUCUGUUUGGCAGCUCCACUAAGCUGCUGGAUUCCAGCCUUAGCCGGCUCUACACGGCCACCUCCCUCAUGCAGAUCGAUGACACAAUCAUGAGGAAAUUCCAUGGUCACAGUUCCCUGAAGGAGUAUUACGAGAAGGAGAGCUGUGUGCAUUAUAUUCACAAUGUGAAUGUUCCGCUGUUGCUGGUCAACUCGGCAGAUGACCCACUGGUGCACACCUCUCUGCUCACCAUUCCACGCACACUCGCAGAAAAGAAGGAGAACGUGAUCUUUGCGCUGUCUCUGCACGGCGGGCACCUGGGCUUCUUCGAGGGCGCGGUGCUCUUCCCACAGCCCCUCACCUGGAUGGACAAGGUGAUCGUGGGCUACGCCAACGCCAUGUGCCAGUGGGAGAAGCAGAAGCCUCAGUGCCUAGUCAGCGGGCACACCCCCAACGGCCCGUGCCAGAAGGAAGCCACGCAGUCCUAGAGGGCGCCGGACCAGCCUCUCUAACCCCCUCUCUCUCUCACACACACACACACACGCCCACUCACCCACCCAUGUCUAUUCUCACUGUGCUUUUGUGCCCACCGCCUUCCCUACCUUUUGGCCUUUUGACCUCUGAACCCACAGCCCCUCAAGUCACCCGCAUCACCUUACAUGCAUCCUGAGGAGUUUUCCUUUGAUGCCUUUGUGGAAGUGGCAAUUUCUUUUAGGAGAAGAAUGAAAGAAGACUACAGUUAAUCUGCUGUUUUAAAGUUAGUUUUCUCUCUGUCAUUCUUGUAAUGUCUCAAACUGCCAAGAGAGGGGGAGUGAGACGCAUACAAACCAUGUUGACCAAAACAAAACUUGAAGGGGAGGAAAAAAACAAAAACAGGAACAAAAAUAUAUACCACACAAGUGACUUUUUUUUUUUUUUGUCAUUAUGUUUGGAGAUCAUAAACACGGGCACCAUGGUUUCAGUUCCUGAGGACCGCGAGGAGGACCAGAGCCAUCCGCUUUUGCAGAAUGACUCACACUGUGGGAUUCCCACGAAAGACUCGCCAGGCAGAACUGACCACUGCUCAUGUCGGGAGUAUCUCCUCCCCCUGCUUCCCAUAGGACCUCCAACACAAAUGGACAUUCUACUCAACACACGGCGUCUUAGCGUAUGAGGAUAGGCUGGCCAGCACUGUGUGCUUCUGCAGGGAAAUCCGCCCAGUCACAGUGGGUGGCUACUCUCCAGAGUUCUUGCUGUAGUUCUUUUAGACCUUCUGGGCUUAACUGGUGGACCUUCAUCAGUUCUGUACCACAAAACAACAGUUGUGCUUCUCUUUCACGUUUCGCUCCAGGGUCAAGCUUAACCACCUAAACAUGCUCAACACGCCAGACCACCUGCCAACAGACGUCGGAGCCUCAGUAACACAUUCCUGCAGAUCAUCUCAGCCUGAUCCUGUGUUUCUUAUGAUACAAAAGCACUUUAAUUUGCAGAGAUGGCAAGGUGUUUUUCUUUUCUUUUCUUUUCUUUUCUUUUCUUUUCUUUUUUUCUUUUCUAGGAUGAGUAGAAUGGGUUAGUGGAGCCAAGCCAGCGGAGAGCAGACAGGCGUGAGACACAUGAGAGAGCAAUGAGAGAGCAGACAGAUGUGAAAUGGACCUUAACAUAACGUAACCGCACUUGACAAAACGUAGCCCUUACGUGCUUAAGACCUGUAUCAUAAAAUGCUUUCCUGAACUUACUCUUGUGGAGUGCAAAACCUAGUGAUCAAAUGUUAGCAUUCUACAAAUUCUUCACUUGUCACAAAAUGGACCUCAGAGAUUCCAGUUGUAAUCCUUUAACAUGACUAAAACCGUGGUCCUUUGACUAAACGGUUGGAGCCCUCCGCUCUAGCGACCCAUCCAGUCCCUCUGCUGCCUGAUGACCCAUUGAUCUCUCAUGUUCACCCAAGUAUGACGCUCUUUCUGCGGCCAAACCUCUAGUGUAUUCCACCAGUGUCUGUCUCGUAGUUAGACCCAGCAUUGUGCUGCUCGAGUUGACUUCUGACGGGAGUGCAUCAUCUCAACAACAACAUACAGCUGUUGGGAGAACCACUCUGUUGAAGGCACGUCCCAGAACGUUGAAGAACCCAGGGAGCUGUUCUAGCAGGUGGUUACUAUUUUGCCCCCCGGGAGGCAUGUAGUUUAGACUGUAGCCUUUGAAAGGUGAUCUGAACAGACAUGUCCUGACCCGAGACGGACAGGCGUGUCAGUGGUCCCUCUGAGGCCACUGGUCCCUCUGAGGUACCGGUCCCAUGACGGCUGUCUUGUAGGCCUCAGCAGACCUGACAUGCCCGAGCUGCCCCGGCCAGGACCUUUGUUUUUUUUUUAGAAGAGGUGAACCUUUCAGUGAAGAUCUGUGCUUUCAGUCCCCCAGUGUGAAUCCAUUUUGUCCCGCGGUUUUUUGGUUGUGGUUUAGUGUUGUGUACCGUGCGGAAUGGCAUUGACAAGUAUGCAUGUCUGGUUUUAGAAGUUGCGUAGAUAAGCAGUGUGGAUGUGUACACAUUCAGAGGCCGAGUGCGAGUCUGGCGUGAGUUUUUUUUUUUUUUUUUUGGGGGGGGGUAGUGCUCUCAUUGCACUUACUUCCACUGCCUGUAGGGGUUCUUUCUGUGCUGUUUGUCUGUGAUGCGGUGAAGACAGUAAUACUAAAGGGUGAUUUGUGUCUUCCAAAUCAGGGCAUAGUACACGACUUCAACUGCGAUUAUGUAACUGGUAUUUAGUAAGAGACCUCUUGACCAGUGCAUCCUUCAGACAGAUCACCCAUAUGCCUAUGUGCUAAACAAGCUCACGGCAUUCAGUAGUAAGGGAUUAGACUGGGGAGUCGACCUUAAUCCUUUAUAUUUUAAAUGGGUCUUGAACAAAAUAUGGGGUUGGGUAGUCUUGUCUAAGAGACUCUGUUAAACCAAAAAUGUAAUUUUAGUUUUAGGAAGCUUUAGGAAAAGCCAAGCCAUUGCUUCUCCUCUUUUUAUUUUUAUGGUGUUGCAACCUUUUGGCAGGCCAGGCCAGGACGCAAGCGAAACUCACUGUAAUCUGCCAUCCAGCAUCAGUGGUGAACUUUUGCUGCAAUGGCUCCCCCUUCUGUCAGUUGUUUGUCAUAGCUCUGUUAGCUUAGCAAGAGAAGCCACUUAGAGAAGGGAACACUUUGAGAACAACUCACACAUUUCCUAUCUAUCCAUUGAACUGUUUAUGGACUGCAUUGAGUCAGCGUACAGAAAUGGCAAUCAACCCUGUUCAACAGACAUCCCCCGCCUUCCUUCAGAAGCCCUACGGGGGGGCUGGGCCCCUCUUAUGUUUGGGUUCUGGAAGGUUCCGGUCUCGGAUCGUACCCACCAGCAUAGUGCUCCCCCGUUUCAAACAGAACCAGCUGCAAACCACAUGAAUGAGGCAGUAACGCUUUUUUUUUUGGAGAGAAAAAAAAAAAAAAAAAGAAUGUCUCGCCCUAACUUUGCACAGUAAAUGCUGGUGAUAUCUGCUCAGAAACCCUUUUCAUUUUUGUUCCCUUUUAUUUCGUUUCACAUUGUUUUGUAUUUUAUACUGUUCUAAUUAUUGUCUGUUGUUUGCUUGUGUAAGUGUUACUGAAAGAUGUUGGAGUAUGAGUGUUUGUUUUGUAUGAACACUGGUGGAUGCCCACAUCAUAUCACCAUUGCUGGUUAUAUACCAAAUCACAGAACCACCCACUUAAAAAAAAAAAAAAAAAACUAACAAACCAAAAAAAAGAUGUGUAUAUGUAUGUAAAAUACAAUAUUUAUAGUUACGUUAUUGGGACCAGGGGCAAUCAUGCAGAAUUAUAGGGAGCAAUAAUGUGAAACACUCUUCUCCUGCUCAAUGCCAAAUGAGACGAUGUACCCGAAGAAGAGCGUGGAGCCUAGAGGUUCAUUACGGGAACGGAAAGGCCAACUUUCAUUUCCAAAGUUGCAUCACAAUCUGCUUUUACAACCAAGACACUAAAUAUUCCGUGAUAUAGCAGGUCUCAUUAAAAGACACUAAAUAUUCAAUAUUCAAUUCAGAUUUGCUUCAACCCCCCCCCCCCCCCCCACUAAGAGGGGGUAGGAGACCCGGAAUAUUCUGGGCCUCUCUGGUAAAGCUAAAGCUGGAAAGGCGACGUCACACUGUUUGACUCUGCAGUCUGUGAGAUCUCUCGGAUCUUUCCGAUCUCCUGCUGUACAUCUGACUGUUGUAGUGCUCAGCAUUGACCCCACAAGUUGCCUGUCAAACACUUCUUCGCUUCUGUAGUCUCCAGCCCUUGCUUAUCUCGGGGAGAAGAGUUUCAUGACCCUGUCAUUUGCAUUCAUGUUUCAUGUCAGAAGUGACUAAUCGGCUUCGUGGUUAAAACUGAAAGUGUUUGUUAGACAGGUGCGAAACGUGUUGUGAGAAAUUCACACAGGUUUUAUGCUUUGUGGAUUUUUUUGAUGUGGGCCUAGGUGUCCCUGAACUCUUCUCCUUAGUCGGUUCCAUUCAGAUACCUUGUAGAUUUGUGACCGUUGUGGAGUUGCCAUACAGAUUGCAAUGUAUUUUGGGCCUUCAGCUGUAACCAUACCACAUCACCAGUGUUUUUUUUUUUGUUACUAUUGAGAGAGAAGGAAAAAAAACAUGGUGUGUGAUGUAAUAAUUUAUGAGAAUAUGGUUAUUGUGUUCCACAAAUAAAAUAUUUUCUUGUAAA